AUAUUUUUUUUUUUUUUAAACAACAAUAUGACAGAUCCUAGAAGCGAUGUCAGCAACACCGCCCGUGCAUAUCUGCAAGUAAGCUACAUGAAGGCAAACAAUUUAUGUGGUGGUAGACUACAAACCAGAUAUAGUUGGGGGCUACAGGGUAAUUAGGCCUACACAUUACGAUUUGAGUGCACAUGAAUAAAAAGGAACUUUAAGAAAAAAGAACACCAUUGAAUGUGUAAAAAAGAAAUGCACCUCAAGUCUUACAUAAAAUGUACACUUCCACAAGAAAUAGGCCAGUGAUAUGCUGACUGUGACAAGGCGAUGUUUCGCUCUAGUUGUGCAUGUAGGCUGUAUCACCGAGCACGUCGCUGAAAUAUCAUAUGGACCACUGGGCAGCAGGGAGUUGGGAAACGAACACAAACGCAUCGCAUUUGCGGAAGUGAGCGAGCGGGUGGGGCCUCAGUGUAUGCUGUAGAGACAGUAAUGUAUGAGUUGAGACGUGCGAGGCUGCCAUUCUCUUAAAUGGAGCGUUUUACAUGACCCCAGUGGGCCGUCGCGAAUUUAAGAGCCUGGACAUUUCGUUUGCGUGUUUGUCGUUCGUAAUUGUGGUCGGUCAGGCUGGCUUCAGCAAUGUCGAGAAAACGCUUUAAAUAGUUUAAUUUAUGUGUUGGCUCGAGACGGAUUGUGUAUUUAGGGUAGCAAGCGGAUUACACUAAUGUUGCCGUGAAGACAGCCGACGAAGCGAUGUGAAACCGUAAUACUGAAAAUUCCUUCUGCAAACUGAGGAAUAAUAAUGAACAACGCACGAGAUAUGUCUCCAGAUUUUGUCUUGAUGCGCCUGGUCUCCGCGGCCGAGGAUGACCGCUUGGAUGAUGAGAAUGGGAAUUUAUCGUCUAGCGGCGGAGUGGUUGCUGGGUUCGGGCAAGAGGUCUUGGGUCAUAGUAAUUUGAAAGGUGAGUUUGAAUGCUCACAAAAUCAUUCGACAAAUCUCGCUCGGCAUAACCAUAUCUCCGCUCUGAACAAUGCACAGCAACCCAGCGGGACGGAGGCACCUGACACUGGAGUGAUGGCGACUAGACCGGGGGUGUCUGUUCCGCCUCCUCCCCACGGUUCUACCGAGGCCCAGGCUUACGAGUUUGCCCACAGAGGGAAUAUGCGGCCUCAGCUGCUGGUCUUUCGGAACAUAACCAGGGACGAUGGCGGUAUACCAGAACACAAUUCAGAUGAAAAAUAUCAAACAAGGGCUCAUGCUGGCGAUGAUCAGUUAUCCGGGUUUUCCUCCGACUCAAACAGUGGCAUCAAUAACAAUACGGUUAGCGUGGAUGCUCAGCAGUGUGCUAGAUGGGCUCUGCUUCCCCAGAUGAAAUCAUCCACAGUUGCCGCGGAUACCGAGGGCAGUGAAUUGUGCCACCGACAUCGGCUGAUUACAGACAAACCAGACUGGUCAUCUCUUGAUACGUCCAACCCUCUUGCUAUGAUUGAAUCCAAAUGGGGAUGUACAGCAACGGACACGAACAUACAAUUCCCCGAGGGUCCUGUUUUCGAACUGGCAAAGAGAUUCGGGAAACUGAGGGUGGCUCCAGUCUCCGAACUAUUGUUCAAGGACGGGGAAUUGCCGCACUGUUCGUGUCAGAGCGUACUUGGGUCAGCAGCUGCGGGAAUGGGGCAGGGAGAUGACCCAACCGAGACUAGCGAUGCACUACUGGUGCUGGAGGGACUUGGAUCGGAGGAGGUCAAUGGCUUGGGCAUCAGUGCGUGUUCCCCAAGUGACUCCGAGAGCCAGGAGAAAGAAAGGGCCUUCAUGCUACAAGGAAAAACAGACCUGGUGGAGAAGAUGUCAGGUGCGUUCGCUCUCAGUUGCUGCCCCGCGGGGCUCACGGGACAGGGAGAGGCGCGCUCUGAGGGGAAUUGCUCAGCAGCUUGUCGCGACACACAGGUGUGUUGUCUACUACAAAACACCGUGAACCCCAGACCCAAGGCCAGCCCCAGUGACACGGAGCUGUCAGUGGAGGCACCAGCACCACCUGGAGCUCCUCCUGUGGAAUCCUGUCAGAACCGUCCUAGCCAGAAAUCGAGCCCCGUGCGACGGUCAGAGAGAAGCGUCAGUGUACCUCGAAUGCUUGCCAGCCGAGGAGCAAGUGGUGGCAAUGAAAAAACACCCGGCAAGUCCAGAAAAGGAUCACUGAAAAUUCGUCUGAGUAAACUUUUCAGAACUAAAAGUUGCAGUGGCUCUAACAACCUGCUGGACAAAAGACCAUCGGUGACUUACUCCAUAUCUUCUGCUGGGAGUUUGAUGGACAUGUCCGGAGCGAGUGGAGGGGAGCACGAUACUAGCAGCCAAGCUACUCUGACCAGGGCCCAAAGUACGUUCUCUGCUGCCUCUUUCACUCCAGGUUUUACAGGGGAGACUGUAUCUCUGGUGGAUGUGGAUAUCUCUCGGAGAGGGGUAAACUCCCCGCACCCCCCCACUCCACCUCCUCCACCACGCCGAAGUCUCAGUCUCCUAGACGCUUUCCUCCGGGUGUUGCCUCACGGCGCAGCCCCGCAUUCGGACACGCCUCAGGCCCCCCGCCUGCCCCCGCCGCCGAUCCUGUGCCCCCUCAGGAGAGCCGACGCCAGCAGCUUCACUGCCAGCCUGAGGGAGCUCGAGAGGUGUGGUUGGUACUGGGGCCCCAUGAACUGGGAGGACGCCGAGAUGAAGCUGAAGGGGAAGCCGGACGGCUCCUUCCUGGUGAGGGACAGUUCCGACCCGCGCUACAUCCUCAGCCUCAGCUUCCGCUCGCAGGGUAUCACGCAUCACACGCGCAUGGAGCACUACAGAGGGACCUUCAGCCUGUGGUGUCAUCCCAAGUUUGAGGACCGCUGUCACUCAGUGGUAGAGUUCAUUGAGCGAGCCAUCAUGCACUCCAAGAAUGGCAAGUUUCUCUACUUCCUGAGGUCAAGAGUGCCUGGUCUCCCUCCCACACCAGUGCAGCUGCUGUAUCCAGUGUCCCGCUUCAGCAAUGUGAAGUCCCUUCAGCACCUCUGUCGCUUCUGCAUCCGACAGAUGGUCCGCAUCGACCACAUCCAGGAGCUCCCACUGCCCAAGCCACUCAUUGCCUACCUGAGGAAGUUCUACUACUACGACUCUGAGGAGGAGAUGUACGUGUCAAUCAAGGGAAUACGCCAAGCUAUGGGAGUCGAUCAGGGAGCAGCCCCUCAGACGUAGCCAACAGAGGGGUCCUCACCCAAGUACUCUCUGUGCGGAGACGCGGUGUGGCGGACUGCCACCGGUGAAGCACAGCCUGGGCCCUGCCUGUUAACCACCUGCUUCCCACUCCCACAAUUCCCUCGGGCCGGGUCUCCAGCGGCGUCCUCCUCCUCCUCCUCCUCCUCAGGGACUCGACGGUAAGGUCCGUCCCUCUCCCUCGCCACGGCAACCGGGGGAAAGCCCAGGGAGAGGGAGGCCGGUGGAAUGCUGGGAUACCAUACGAACAGUGCUGCACAACCAAGCAAAGCUGGAGAAUGGGGCUUCCCAGCAGAAGCGAACCGGACAACUGGACAACUCAACAAAACAAACUUUGACUUUGUUCUUUUUUUCUGAUAAAAAAAACCCUUGUUUCUGUGUAAGCUACCUAAUUCCGAGAUGAGCCAAAUGGACCAUUUCAAAUGAGAUGACCUGUUUUUGACGGCAAACCCUUCCUUCUCCUCUCUGAGUACACUGCUUGUCCGUGAGUGGAGUGGACCCUGAGACUGUUUCUGUAUCUCAUCCAUGUUACUGGAUCGGACUCUACUCUUUUCUGCAGUCACAGCUGGUCAUAGGAACAGUAUUUUCAGUAAAAGAGGUUUAGAAAAAAAA
Messenger RNA from Clupea harengus (Atlantic herring), 3829 nucleotides. It is a transcript of the gene socs7, whose product is annotated as suppressor of cytokine signaling 7. The record is from RefSeq and is a predicted model, not a curated record. Gene Ontology annotation, cellular component: phosphatidylinositol 3-kinase complex. Gene Ontology annotation, biological process: phosphatidylinositol phosphate biosynthetic process; intracellular signal transduction. NCBI's taxonomy places the organism in Eukaryota, Metazoa, Chordata, Actinopteri, Clupeiformes, Clupeidae. Gene Ontology annotation, molecular function: 1-phosphatidylinositol-3-kinase regulator activity.